ACGCUGGUGUCAUUGAUGCUGUCGAGUCAGACCAAAGACAUUACAAAUGCAGCGACAAUGAAGAUACUCAGAGCAUACGAGCCAGGGGGUUUGACCGUACAGACGGUAUUGGAUAUGACGCAUGGUACGCUGAAUGGCAUGAUUAAUAAGGUUGGAUUCCACAACCAGAAGACAAUCCGCAUCAAACAAGUAGCUCAGAUGGUACAUGACGAGUACGACGGGAAGAUACCCGACACCUUCGAAGGGUUGGUAGCUCUGCCGGGUGUAGGGCCCAAGAUGGCUAUCAUCACACUGCGAGUGGCAUUUAACAAUGUGAUGGGCAUAUCAGUGGACACGCACGUGCACCAGAUUGCGAACAAGUUGAAAUGGACCGGUCCUAAAGGAAUGGCCGAGUGCAACACACCGGAGCGGACCCGCGCGGCUAUUGAAAGCUGGAUACCAUAUGAGAUGUGGGGCGAUGUCAAUAUUGUGCUCGUAGGCUUAGGGCAAGAGAUACAAACUGAGAAAGAAAAGUUACUGAAGAAGUGUCUGGCCUGCUCCGAUCCAGACCUGGCUUUCACUCUGCUGACGCGCCUAGAUAUGGAUGUCAAGAGAGGACUGGUGCGGUUUGGGUUGAGUAGAUAUCCCUUGCUAGGCGAUAAGUAGAGCAAUAAAUACAAUGGCCAAAGUGCAAACAC
Molecule: messenger RNA, 677 nt
Organism: Sphaeroforma arctica JP610
Lineage: Eukaryota; Ichthyosporea; Ichthyophonida
Exons: 4
Biological process (GO): nucleotide-excision repair; base-excision repair; base-excision repair, AP site formation
Cellular component (GO): nucleus
Molecular function (GO): oxidized pyrimidine nucleobase lesion DNA N-glycosylase activity; DNA-(apurinic or apyrimidinic site) endonuclease activity; DNA binding
Source: RefSeq, a predicted model, not a curated record